UGAACUUCUCCAGAACAACGUUGGACGACCUCGGACACAGUCACACACUCACACGCGUCGAGAGAGAGAGAGAGAGAGAGAGAGAGAGAGAGAGAGAGAGAGAGAGGAGCUGUUCACCAUGGAUUUUGUUAAGCAUGAAGGAGCCUCACCCCAGGAGGUGCUGGAGGCCAAGGCAGCUAAGCAGGGCCUGGACAUCCUCGGCCGCGCCUUCGCCGACCACCUGGACAACGAAGACCCGCUCAGAGCCAUGCGAGACAGAUUCCUGUUCCCGAGCCUGGCCAGUCUCAAGGGGGUGGACCAGAGCCUGACGGAGGAGGGCGAAGAGUGUGUAUACCUCUGCGGCAACUCUCUCGGCCUGCAGCCCCGCGAGACCAGGGAGAGGGUCUUGGAGGUGUUGGACGACUGGGCAAAACUAGGAGUCGAGAGCCACUUCCUCGGUUCGAUCCCCGCCGCCUUCUGCGAAACCUACGGCAGGGAGGAGAUGGGGCGUCUGGUGGGAGCCUCGCCCUCGCAGGUGGCCCUCAUGAACGGGCUCACGGUCAACCUCCACCUCCUGCUCCUCGACUUCUACAAGCCCACCCCGACGCGCUACAAGAUCGUGAUUGAGGGCCAAGCGUUCCCCUCCGAUAGAUACGCCGUGAAGUCCCAGGUGAGGCUGAAGGGGCUGGACCCUGACGAGGCGGUGGUGCAGGUGAAGCCGCGCCCGGGGGAGCACACCAUCAGGACCGAGGACCUCCUGCAGCUGCUGAAGGAGGAGGGCCCUAGCAUCGCCGUCGUGUGCCUGAGUGGCGUCCAGUACUACACGGGACAGAAGUUCGACAUGGCGCGAGUGACGGCGGCGGGACGGGAGCAGGGAUGCGUGGUGGGCUGGGACCUGGCGCACGCGGUCGGCAACGUGGAGGUCAAGCUGGACGAGUGGGGGGUGGACUUCGCCUGCUGGUGCACAUACAAGUACCUCAACAGCGGGCCUGGGUGCAUAGCCGGGGCCUACAUCAACGCCAGGCACAACGAGCGGGCGGAGGCGCGGCUGGAGGGAUGGUGGAGCAACAGGCGGGAGACGAGAUUUGAGAUGAGGGAGGACUGCGACCGAGCUCCCUCCAUCGAUGGGUUCAGCCUGUCCAACCCCCCGCCCCUCCUCGUGGCUUCCGUGCUGGCAAGUCUCAAGAUCUUCGAUGAGGUGGGGAUGCCGCAGCUGCUGCAGAAACAGUACCUGCUGACGGGCUACCUGGAGCUGCUCAUUAAACACUACUUCGGCCGCGGCGGCACCGAGCGUCCGUCCGUCACCGUCAUCACGCCGGAGGACCCAGAGGAGAGGGGCUGCCAGCUGUCCCUCACCUUCUCCUUCCCCCUCAACCAGGUGCACCAGGAGCUCACCAAGAGGGGGGUCAUGUGUGAUGUCCGCCUACCCAACGUGAUUCGCCUUGCCCCCGCCCCUCUCUACAACUCCUUCGCGGACGUGCAUCGCUUCGUCAGUCUCCUCCAACACGUCUUCGAUAUAUGUAAGACUGAGGCUGCUUAGGUGUGUGUGUGUGGGUGUGUGUGGGUGUGUUUUCUAUGUUUUUAAGCAAGUGUUUAGCUGGUAAGGUGCACACUCAACCAAUUAAUCAAUCUCUAUAUCUAAUUGUCUAUCUAACUAUCAAUAUAUCCAUCUAUCUGGGUUUAUCCUCACAUGUUAAAGUUAAAUUGACCUACUUGUUGUAAUAUCCCAUCCCGUUGUUAUGAGAAGAAAAACAAUAAAGUCUACCACAAACACAA
Eriocheir sinensis (Chinese mitten crab) is the source of this 1755-nucleotide messenger RNA. Its product is annotated as kynureninase-like. Bases 119 to 1519 code for a protein of 466 amino acids. Gene Ontology annotation, molecular function: kynureninase activity; pyridoxal phosphate binding. Gene Ontology annotation, cellular component: cytoplasm. Gene Ontology annotation, biological process: NAD+ biosynthetic process. The transcript is spliced from 9 exons. Lineage: Eukaryota; Metazoa; Arthropoda; Malacostraca; Decapoda; Varunidae. The record is from RefSeq and is a predicted model, not a curated record.